GGAACCUCGUGGAACCUGGUGGUUAGUUGACCACGGCGAUUCUUGUCAUAACACCCGUCCAUCUAACGAACAUGUCGUUUCUCCCCCAGCGAUCGUGGCAGUUUUUACGGCUGGCACGCUGAUCAACCGGGACAAGAGGGCCCAUAUAUUUAGAACACCAUGCGUCGAGUCACAGCUGCUCAGGGACGAGCGCGAAGAGCAGAAGUCGGAUGACAAGCGUCCUACGAUCCAGACACGAGUCCUCGCACACUUCCCUUUCCUGCUGGAGAUAUGGUACUGGUUACUGACGUAUUGGAUCUACCAAGGACUCCGAGCCGUCUCCGCGAGAUUGAUCGCCGGAAAUAAGCCCAUCUUUGACACCGCUGAGCGCCAUGCGCACCAAAUCCUCGCCCUGGAACAUAUAUUGCACGCAGACGUAGAGCUAUCCGUUCAGCGAUUCGUCCUGGAACGUACGCCCUGGUUGAUGUCCUUGCUGGCUCGCGUAUACUACUCCCACAUUGUGAUCGGAGUGCUGUUUCUCGUAUACAGCUACACGCUCUACCCCCGCGACAAGUACCAAGGCAUCAGACGUGCUCUUGCCCUGGAGAAUAUCAUCGCCUUUACGCUCCUCACACUGUGGCGCUGUGCACCCCCGCGUCUGCUCCCCGAGGAAGACGGCUUCAUCGAUGUUCUUCACAGCAGCAGGGGCGGGUCCGCAUGGACACAGAACAAGUUCCAGCUGACCAUAGCAGCGAUGCCGUCGCUUCACUUCGGGAACUCGGUGCUGAUCGCUCUGUGUCUGUGGAGGUUCAGUCCGCACUGGUACAUCCGGGCCGUGGCGCCGAUGUGGCCCCUCAUGAUGGGAUUGACUAUCGUCGCGACUGCGAACCACUUCCUUCUUGACGCUUUGGUUGGGGCUGGAGUCACGCUGACUGCGUACCGGUUCAAUGCGGCGAUGCUGUAUCUGCUGCCGGUCGAACGCGUGCUCUUUUGGCUGUUUCGAAUUGAGAAGCCAGUAUAUCAAGGAUGAAUCAUGGAUGAUGGGACAUGAUGCUUGUUUCACACACUUUUCUAUCUUUCUUAUGCAUUGGUACGGGCUGCAGAAGCUAGGUCGCUGCCCUAGAUAGAAAUUUUAUUCAUAUACGGAGUAACUCCGAGGGUAUAGUAGUAGGUUUAUAUAGAGAAUCACUAGGGAGUAGUAAGCCAAGCUGUUACCGAGAUCAAA
This is a messenger RNA of Aspergillus candidus, 1204 nucleotides long. RefSeq names its product phosphatase PAP2 family protein. Gene Ontology annotation, biological process: sphingolipid biosynthetic process; inositol phosphoceramide metabolic process. The coding region runs from base 464 to 1009 and encodes 181 amino acids. The record is from RefSeq and is a predicted model, not a curated record. NCBI's taxonomy places the organism in Eukaryota, Fungi, Ascomycota, Eurotiomycetes, Eurotiales, Aspergillaceae. The transcript is spliced from 2 exons. Gene Ontology annotation, cellular component: inositol phosphoceramide synthase complex. Gene Ontology annotation, molecular function: inositol phosphoceramide synthase activity.